UAAACGACAUAUUUUAAAAAAUUUUGGAGAAAUAAUUGAUUGAAAUAUUAAUUGAUUUAUAGCUCAUAUGCUUUCUCCGGCUCUUCCUAUGAUAUUGCCCACAUUUUGCCUAAUCAACGUGAUAUUCGAUUCGUUUUAUAUACGACCAUAUAUUCUUGUGAAUGUGAGAUUGCUUUAUUAGUAAAUGUGACAGUGUACUAAAUAAUAGAUUUGAAAAAUUUGUUCUAUUCAAAUGUAAUUUGAAGCAGGCAAUUUUUAAAAAUUUGUUCUUUCCUUACAUAUUUGUGUAGAAUGUAAUGGUUUAUGUAUUUGACUAGGAAUCAUAAUUGAAGUGUAAUUAUAUAUACUGGUGUUUCUAUACUUUACAGAUAGAGAUACAAGUUGCUCUACAAAUUUUACUAAUUUGUAAUUAUAAUGGUAUAUUGGCUACCAAAGAAACGUUUUAAAAAGAGUAGUAGCUUGUCAUGACUUAUAUACAGACAAAUGUAUUACAUUAACGAGGGAUUUGAAAAGGUACCUUAUGUUUGAUAGCUACUAACAAAUAUGCAGACAACUUAUCUACUAUUAGCUGCACUGUUACCUUUCGCCGUUCAUGAUAUUUGGUAUGCAAGAAUAUAUUUAUUUUGGAUCAUGAAAGUAUCAAUAAUAACAUAUCUUAUUAUAUUUGGGCUUCUGCCUAUUAUAUUUCACUACUCAUAUACCAUACAAAAGAAGAUUCUUUUUUUAAAUUUUGUGCAAUGGCCACUUAAUGUAGAUUUUUCGAAACCAGAAUUAGUUGGAAUGAAAGGAACAAGAAACUUUUAUUUACAAACUGAUCAACAAGUAAAAAUAGGACUAUGGCAAAUAUUACCUCAGUCUUUACUAAAUGAUUCAAUUAUUACAACUGAUGAUGAUUAUGAAACUAUGUUAAAAAAUGCUAAACGACCAAUUUUCCUUUAUAUGCAUGGUAAUAGCGGUAAUAGAGCAAGCAAUCAUCGUUUAGAAUUAUAUAAGCUUUUCCAGAGUUUAGAUUAUCAUGUUGUAUGUUUUGAUUAUAGAGGUUAUGGCGAUAGUGAAGAAGCAGAACUUUCUGAAAUAGGUGUAGUUAGUGAUAGUAAAUAUGUACUUGAAUGGUUAUUAAAAAUAGUAAAUGGUACAGCUCCUGUUUUUGUAUGGGGACAUUCAUUAGGAACUGGAGUUUCAGUUCAUGUAUUGUCAUUAUUAGCAACAGAAAAAGUUCAGCCUGCAGGUUUAUUCUUGGAAUCACCAUUUAAUAAUAUAGCAGAUGAAUUAAGUGAACAUCCUUUAUCACAGAUAUUUAAACAUUUACCAUGGUUCCAUUGGGUAAUUGUUGAACCAUUUUAUAAUAAUUAUCUCCGUUUUGAAUCUGAUAAACACAUAGAAAAAAUCCAAUGUCCUAUUAUGAUAUUGCAUGCAGAAGAUGAUAAUAUUGUUCCAUUUGCUUUAGGUGAAAAGUUAUUUAAAGCGGCAAUAAAUUAUCAUGGAAACAACACAGAUCGCGUUCAGAUGACAAGGAUUGAUGCAACACAUGGUUUUGGACAUAAAUAUAUAUGUCGUUAUAAAAACUUACCUAAUAUAAUUAAAUCAUUUGUACACGAGGCACGUAAAAAUCAGACUGAUUAAAAUAUAUAUUAAAAUGUCAGCAUAUAUGUACCUUCACAUAAGUAUUUUUUACACUAAAUAUUAGUAGAUGAUUAAUAUAGAAUAUAAUGAAUGAAUAUCUUUUAUGCUGCAAGUCAGAAUUAAUACUAUUUUACUGGAACAUGUAAAGUUUAUUUAGUGUAUAAUUGUAUUUUCUGUUUUAAAUGAAGCGGUUCUCAUUAUUUACAUCCCGUAUAGUACAACCUUAAAUGUACUCAUGCUAUAAGUAUAAAAGUGAUAUUUCUUGUACAUGGAAAAAUAUAGUGACGUCAAAGUUCAUGCUGUGAUAGCUGUUUGAAUGCCAUCAACUCAGUACAUAUUUAUUAUCUUAUAUUCUUUUAAUUAAUCCAAUAUAUUUAUAAAUCAACAGAUACUCAUUUUUUUCAAUAUUAUGUUAGGUUUUAUGAUAUGAUAUAAUUAAAUAUUUAUAUCGACAAAUGUAUUAAUAGAAUACCAAUAUACCCUAUGUUCUCUACAUGAAUAAAAAAUAAAGAAAGAUGACAAUACAUUAAGAAACCAAUUUUCUUUGUAAGUUCAUACUUAUUACAAUAAUCUGUAUUGUACACUCAAUAAAAAUUUUAUACGAAUUAUA
Messenger RNA from Bombus pyrosoma, 2233 nucleotides. RefSeq names its product lysophosphatidylserine lipase ABHD12. Gene Ontology annotation, biological process: phosphatidylserine catabolic process; monoacylglycerol catabolic process. NCBI's taxonomy places the organism in Eukaryota, Metazoa, Arthropoda, Insecta, Hymenoptera, Apidae. The record is from RefSeq and is a predicted model, not a curated record. Gene Ontology annotation, molecular function: phosphatidylcholine lysophospholipase A1 activity; monoacylglycerol lipase activity. The transcript is spliced from 10 exons. Bases 544 to 1623 code for a protein of 359 amino acids. Gene Ontology annotation, cellular component: endoplasmic reticulum membrane.